CCACUUGUCGACAAUGCUCCGCAUCGCCCGGCGCCGCGUGUGCACCGCGGGCGGCGGCGGCAGCGCCUCUGACCGCUUCUGGGCGUGGACGACGCAGCAGCGGCCGUCGUGGAGGGAGUCGCCGACCGAGGCUGCGGUCGCCUUCUGCGUGUUUGGCGUCACGGGCUCCACGAGCGUGGCGCUCGUGCGGCCCGCGCUCAAGCGGACCAUCGGGCUCGAGGGCUCGAUGCGCGAGGGGCCGUGGUCGUACCGCAUCACCUCACUCGUCGCCGUGUCGCCCAUCUAUGCCACGCUGCUGGUCAGCUUUGGCACGGUCGCCGGCCGACAUCGCUACUUUGCCUACAUGGCGAACAAGAUAUUUGGCCGCUUCCUGCCCAAUUUCGUGAUGAAGCGCAUCUCGGAGACGGCCGGCUGGUGUUUCCCUGGCUCGCGAAUUGUCAAGUGACCAGUCAGAACUCGCGCAUUUACCUACGCUCGCUCUCUGGAGCACGUCCAGGACCCAGGUCCCCGAGCCGCUCCACCACAGUGUUAUGUGUUAUGGGGUGCGGCCCGCCGGCUGCCAGUGUGCGUGUGGCGCGUCAAUAUUGAAACGUGGUUUAUAUUA
This is a messenger RNA of Emiliania huxleyi CCMP1516, 604 nucleotides long. RefSeq lists its product as hypothetical. The transcript has a single exon. NCBI's taxonomy places the organism in Eukaryota, Haptophyta, Isochrysidales, Noelaerhabdaceae. The record is from RefSeq and is a predicted model, not a curated record. Bases 14 to 445 code for a protein of 143 amino acids.